AUGGCAGUAAAUGAUUUCCAUAAUGCAAGUGUGUUUAGUAGUAAUCGCUUAAAUAGCUUACGCAAUGAUCCAUCAAACAUGUCGAGUAUGAAUAAGCCAUUCAAUACUCCAUCCAAACCAAUUUCAAAAGAUAAAUUUACCUCUAUUAAAGAUACUUUGAUUAAAGAGUCUCCUAGAUAUUUAAAAUCUAUUUCUACGGACCCUAUUUUCCAAAAUGAUACGUCUAAUUUAACUGGUAAUGAAAAUCCUUUCAAUUCUAAUAAUCAAGAUAAUUUAGGAACUUUCAAUAAUAUUAAAUUACUCGAUGACAAUAGUAAUAAUAAUAACACUAUUAGUAACAACAUGAAUAUAGCAUCACCUAUUGAUUCUUUAAAUUUCUAUAAUUUAAGCCACAUGUCUAACAAUACGUCAUCGAAUUAUGAAGUAUUACCAGAAAGAAAUAUUACUAGUGAUAGCCAAUCCCAAGAUAAUAAUAUUAAUGUUGUUAAUAAUAUCCAAAAUGAAUUAACUUUAGGUAGUUAUGAAAAUCCUAUUUUGAAAAAAUUAUCUCAUAGAACAAUUAAUAAAGAAUUUGAAUUACAAAAAAUUAUUGCUAGUACAUUAAUCUUAGCUAUGUUAUCAAUUAUUAUAAAAUUUAUUAAAUUAUUUAUUCAUCAUUCAAAAUAUGGGAUAAAAUUAUAUCUUUUGCCAAGUGAUGCCACUUCAAUCAAUUUACAGUUUAAUGCAUUCAACACAGAUAUUAAUAUACAUUUUAAUUUCAGGUAUGAUAUCAAUUAUGAUAAGAUUUACUUUUUAAUUCAAUGUAUUUUAGUUCUUAAUAUUUUGAUUUCUCUUUGGAAAUUAUCUAAAAACGUUAAAUAUGAUGAUUUAAAAUUAUCGAAACACCAAAUGGAAUUAUUGGGCUUAAAUGAUCGUAAUUCAAAAAAUUAUAAAAGAUCCCAGCUAUCAAAAUAUAAUGAUAGAAGAAAAUCACAAACUAAACCACAUAUGAUCCAAUUAAAUAGAAAUAUUCAUUAUUCAAAUUCCAAUCAACGUCAACAACAUGAAUUAACCUCUGUAACCACUAAGAGUGGAAAUUUGAAUGAAACUCCUUAUUUGUUUAAAUCUUUAAUGACCCCAAGUAAAUUGAAAGAAUUUCAAUCAAAUAAACAAACUACAUCCUCAUCUGCAUUUCAAAGACAACCAUACUCCCAUAUUAAUAACAAUUCGAAUUUCCAAAGAACAAUGUUUAAUAAUCUAGCUUAUAACAAUGGCACGAAUAAUAAUAAUGCGACCAUUAUUAAUAAUAAUAGUAGUAAUAAUCCUAUGAUAACAGGAUCGAAUUUAUUUGGCAAUUCAAAUAAUAAUAAUACUAAUUUUAAUAUUCAUAAUUCAAUAUCAACACCAAACACAAAUUCAAAUGGUACAUCAAUUGCAUAUAUCCCAAGCAGUAAAUAUACGUAUAUGAUGAAUACACCAACUCCAAAGAAGAUAUGA
Messenger RNA from Henningerozyma blattae CBS 6284, 1476 nucleotides. RefSeq names its product Pom34p (gene POM34). Gene Ontology annotation, cellular component: nuclear outer membrane; nuclear pore transmembrane ring. The transcript has a single exon. Bases 1 to 1476 code for a protein of 491 amino acids. Gene Ontology annotation, biological process: protein import into nucleus; spindle pole body duplication. NCBI's taxonomy places the organism in Eukaryota, Fungi, Ascomycota, Saccharomycetes, Saccharomycetales, Saccharomycetaceae. The record is from RefSeq and is a predicted model, not a curated record.